CCUCCCUGUGUGGGUUGUCAGUUUAAAGCCAACAAAGCUGCAGCUGCAUCCACACGAGGUUAUGAGACGAAGCUGAUCCACAGCUCCGAAUGACAUCGACGGUGACAAAAUAGUACUGUCGGGAAAUGGACCUUGUGAAUAUAUGUCGGCACUCCGAUCACCUUAAAGAAACGAACGGCCUUAAGGAUAAAGACCCAGACUGUCAAAAUGAUUCAGAGAAAGAGGAAGAACCUUUACUUCGAGAAAACCCCCGACGGUUUGUCAUCUUCCCCAUUCAGUACCCCGACAUCUGGAAGAUGUACAAGCAGGCACAGGCCUCCUUCUGGACAGUGGAAGAAGUUGAUCUAUCCAAAGACUUGGCACACUGGGACCGUUUGAAACCUGAGGAGAAACACUUCAUCUCACAUGUUCUGGCCUUCUUUGCUGCAAGCGAUGGUAUCGUCAAUGAGAACCUGGUGCAGAGGUUCUGCCAGGAGGUGCAGCUCCCUGAAGCACGCUCCUUCUACAGCUUCCAGAUCCUCAUAGAGACUGUUCAUUCAGAGAUGUACAGCAUGCUCAUCAACACCUACAUCAGGGACCUGAAGGAAAGGGACUACUUAUUUAAUGCCAUUCAGACUAUGCCCUGUGUCAAACGAAAAGCAGACUGGGCCCUACAGUGGAUAAGCGACAGUAAAUCCACAUUUGGAGAGCGAAUCGUGGCUUUUGCAGCAGUGGAGGGCAUCUUCUUCUCUGGCUCAUUCGCUGCCAUCUAUUGGCUCAAGAAGAGAGGACUAAUGCCUGGCCUGACCUACUCCAACGAACUGAUCAGCAGGGAUGAGGGACUGCACUGUACCUUUGCCUGCCUGCUGUACAGCUACCUGGUGAAGAAGCCAUCAGAGGACAGGGUCAAGGACAUCAUCACCAAAGCUGUUAGCAUCGAGCAGGAGUUUCUGACAGAGGCCUUGCCAGUAGAUCUCAUUGGAAUCAACAGUUGUCUGAUGAAGCAGUACAUUGAGUUUGUAGCCGACCGUCUUCUCAAUGACCUUGGACUGGCCAAGGUAUACCAAGCUGAAAAUCCAUUUGACUUCAUGGAGUCCAUUUCACUGGAGGGGAAAACCAACUUCUUUGAAAAACGAGUGGCGGAGUAUCAGAGAUUUGGAGUUAUGUCAAGUAUGAUGGACUGUGAAUUUACUCUGGAUGCAGAUUUCUAAAACUUCGAUGACAUUUUGUUACAACAUUGUUACAUUUGAGCUAUUUAUUUAUUUUGUUUAAGAACCUGAUAAAAAAAAAACACUCUUCGGUCUUGUCACAAUACUAUCACAGUAUUACAAAAGACAUGUGCAGUUGCAGAUAAAAUUAAGUUGCAUUGUUUCAGCAGGCAUGUAUAACUUUUUGGCAAUACGGAUUGAGCAUUAUAUCUGGAGAUCAUUAGAUGCAAAAACAGUUUGCUGGGUGAACAAAUGGAUCCUGUAAGCCCUGCCCAUGGCUCUUUGUUUACCUCGACAUAUUGCAGGGCAGACGUGUAACCGGAGUUUUGGAUAAACAUAUGGGUGAUAGGAGUUAUUAAUCUGUACCUCAAAAUGGUUAAUAUCUAGAAUAUAUUUUAUUCAAGCUGCAGUUGUGGCAGUUGACUUUUAUGGUUGAUUGUUUUAACAUUUUGUCAUUUUUAAUGUAAAAUAAAAUAUUUUGUAAAAUGGAA
This is a messenger RNA of Plectropomus leopardus (leopard coralgrouper), 1678 nucleotides long. It is a transcript of the gene rrm2b, whose product is annotated as ribonucleotide reductase M2 b. Gene Ontology annotation, biological process: deoxyribonucleotide biosynthetic process. Gene Ontology annotation, cellular component: cytosol. The record is from RefSeq and is a predicted model, not a curated record. NCBI's taxonomy places the organism in Eukaryota, Metazoa, Chordata, Actinopteri, Perciformes, Serranidae. Gene Ontology annotation, molecular function: ribonucleoside-diphosphate reductase activity, thioredoxin disulfide as acceptor.